ACUGAACAAGACAGCUCCAGCUACAUCUCUCCGUGGACCACUUGAGACUCGCCAGGGACCUUGAGGGGAAAAAAUUUUUAAAGGAUGGAUUCUGAAGACUGUUCUAUAACGGAAAAUAGCUCUUCACGUCUGGAGAGAGGGCAGAAGGACCAUGGCACCAGUAUACAUUUUGAGGAGCAUCAUGAAGGAUCCAUUCAAGUUUCUAUCCCUUGGGCUGUGUUAAUAGUGGUCCUCAUCACGUCCUUAAUAAUAGCUCUCGUUGCCCUAAAUGUGGGCAAGUACAAUUGCCCAGGCUUGUACGAGAAGUUGGAAUCAUCUGACCACCAUGUUGCUACCUGCAAGAAUGAGUGGAUUUCAUACAAGAGCAAGUGUUACUUUUUCUCCACCACAACCAAGAGUUGGGCCUUGGCCCAACACUCUUGUUCUGAAGAUGCUGCUACUCUUGCUGUAAUUGAUUCAGAAAAGGACAUGACAUUUCUGAAGCGAUAUUCUGGUGAACUGGAACAUUGGAUUGGGCUGAAAAAUGAAGCUAAUCAGACAUGGAAAUGGGCAAACGGCAAAGAAUUUAACAGCUGGUUCAACUUGACGGGGUCUGGGAGGUGCGUGUCUGUGAACCACAAAAAUGUUACCACUGUGGACUGUGAGGCAAACUUCCACUGGGUCUGCAGCAAGCCCUCCAGAUGACGAGGAAGCAUAGAUGUAUAAAUGACUGUGCCAUAGCACCACAGGAAAGUUGUGUGACUGGAUACUGCUCUGCGGUUGAAUUUUCCACAAAGACUGCACAAGCCAACUUUAUGUCAUCCUGGAUCAACUCCAGAUAGGACUGUGGGACAUGAGGAAGAAGAUCCAGGAAGAUCCCUUGACCUGGAGCUGAAACUGUCACCAACUGACUGCUAAUCACAUCAAGGAUGAGAGGAUGGCUAUGAAGCCUCAUCAACGCACUUUAUUUUUUUAAACCUAGAAUGAAUAGAACUGACUAGCUUUAGAGUUUCUAUUUAUUGCCGAGUGACUGCUACAGCCAGUGCCUUUACGCAUUUGCACUAUUUGGAGGGGUUUCAGUGGCAGGAAGAGCUGAAUGUAGAUACAGGAAGAUUUGACUGAUUCGUGAUUUUCUUAAAUUCAAAAAGCAUUCACAGGUAGAACAAUGCUUAUGAAACCAAGCUUUGCAGUAAGUCCAUCUAUUUACAGAACCUUUGCCUCAUUAUUUUGUCAACUGUUCUCCCCCAAAGAGUAAGAGUGGCCUUUUCUUUAACUUCCUCCGUGUAGACAGCUAAUUUUCAAUGGUACAUAUUUCUUAACCUUUAAAAACCUCUGUAGCAUAUUUCAAGGAAGAAACAAAAGCAUGGCAUAUGAGUAAUAUUUGUAGAGCAGAUUUCAAAGUGCUGGAAAGAAAAGUGCAAUACGUGUCGUGGCAGAUCUCUGUCAGGACACACACCCUGUGGUUUGACUUUGGAGUAACUCCAGUCUUGUCACAUAACCUGUUUGUGUCUUUCCCAGUCCUUUGUCCAAAGUAUUUCCCAUGUGCAAUAAAGUGUUUAUGUACUUGUUUGUGUUUUAAAACCCACUAUAAAGUUUAAGCUGUUUCUAUGUAUGUGAAAAUAAAAGAAUAGAUACAUGGUU
Molecule: messenger RNA, 1620 nt
Organism: Mus caroli (Ryukyu mouse)
Lineage: Eukaryota; Metazoa; Chordata; Mammalia; Rodentia; Muridae
Product: early activation antigen CD69
Source: RefSeq, a predicted model, not a curated record